This is a messenger RNA of Stylophora pistillata, 1081 nucleotides long. RefSeq names its product calcium-activated potassium channel subunit beta-4. Gene Ontology annotation, biological process: detection of calcium ion; potassium ion transport. Gene Ontology annotation, molecular function: potassium channel regulator activity; calcium-activated potassium channel activity. Gene Ontology annotation, cellular component: voltage-gated potassium channel complex; membrane. Lineage: Eukaryota; Metazoa; Cnidaria; Anthozoa; Scleractinia; Pocilloporidae. The record is from RefSeq and is a predicted model, not a curated record.
UUGCAACACGUCAGCUUUUUGUUCCUUUUGAAAACCACCUGCAGAGAACACACAGAAGCCAACCUUCGCAGCGAAAACUAAGUCGACAGUUGCGAAGAACGAAGUAUGAAUUGCUGUUUUGAGCUGAGUCAAGCUCAACAUAUCUCACUCUCCGAAAUUUGUUUGGUAUUUCUUCAGAAUAUCUUUGGAUUCAUCCAUCGAUGAAAAUACGUCGAGUUUACGAACAACUUUUGAAGCAAGAAAAGCGAACAGUCCUCCGAUUGAAGUGUCUUUCUGGAGCAACAGCGUUUAUUGUCUUCUCUGUGUUUCUCAUGAUGUUUCUUGGCUUAGACGUCGUUCGAAAAAUAGCCAAAGGUUUCAGUUUUGAGAAAGGUGUGUGUGUUGUACAAGAAUCAUCUUUUACUGGGGGUAAUGUUAGCUGCGCAUGUGGGAUGCACACUUGUUGUAGUAAGUAUCCUUGUUUACGGGUUUUGGUAAAAAUGGCAGCGAAAUCGACUGAAGAUGUUGGAACAUCUCAGCCAGCCCUCCUGCAUAACACCAUAUACGAUUUGGGAUCUGAAUGCACCUACGGGCCUCCUUGUCAGCCAAAUUACUCAGACAACUUCGCAUCGGUGCUCAAAUACAAAAACUCCAAGGAAAAGCGAGAGAAUCCGGAAAGCUUUCAGUGCUACUUCAACCCGAAUGAUCCCACAGAGGUGAUAUUAGACAAAAGCGCCCAUGAAACGUUAGCGUUUCACGCUAUGUUUUGGCCAUGUAGUGCAUUCAUAACCGGUCUAUGCAUUCUGCUUAAGACAUACUACAUGAGGAAAGCUCACAAAAAGCAAGAUGUUGUAAGGCCACAGGACAUUGAACUUGAAGAAACACUUCACACUUCUAAUAACAACAUAUGUAAUUAUCAUUUGGUCAAAAGUUAUAGGCAAUAACUGAGAAAGCGUAUCAUACUAUCUCAUGAGAAAAAUAAAUUGCUCCAUAGCAGAGAACAAGUUUAAUAAUCUAGGAACAUUGAGAAUGUUUAAUUUUGUCUGUUUCAGUACUGGUUGUUCAUUUAAACCUUAGAGACCAAUAAAGACAUUUCUAUGAA